Messenger RNA from Ochlerotatus camptorhynchus, 6195 nucleotides. RefSeq lists its product as uncharacterized. Lineage: Eukaryota; Metazoa; Arthropoda; Insecta; Diptera; Culicidae. The transcript has 14 exons. Gene Ontology annotation, molecular function: nucleic acid binding. The record is from RefSeq and is a predicted model, not a curated record. The coding region runs from base 1 to 6195 and encodes 2064 amino acids.
AUGCAGUGGAGGGUACCAUUUUCCAUAUUAGUGCUGUUCGUUUUGGGAGAAUGUCAAUUUACGGCAGCCUUGAUUUGUAUAGAAUGUACAGAUUGUCCAGAUGCCACUGACAUCCGGGCAAUAACAUGCAGUACGGGCUGUUCAAUUUGGAAAAACGACAACGGUGUUGUUGAACGUGGCUGCAGAGACGGAGGAUCAACAAACGUGAUAGUGAUAGCGAAUUGCAACGCCUUCAUGUGUAACAACCGACUUGUUCCCGUUUGUCAGCAGUGUUGCUCAUUAGAAAGUUGUGAAGAAGUAGCAUGUGACACGUUGGAAGCUGAGUGCUAUGUUAACAAAGAAGACGACCGUCGUGGCUGCACUUCGGAUGGCAACUAUACGAACACUGUGGAUUUUGAAACUUGCAAAUCGUACAACUGUAACCGAGUGGCCCACUGCGUCAUAUGCAGUUCUGACAACGGACCAGAUGACGCAAACUGCUUAAACGAUCCACUGAAUUUCACUCAACCUUGUCCACUCCAUGGAUUUGUUACAGAUGAGAACUGCUAUCGCUACGAAGUAAGUAAGGAACAAUUUCAGCUAGGAUGUACUACUGAUCCAGAUAUACCAGAAAAAUGCGGUGUUAAUGAUUGUUAUAAGUGUGAUGCUGAUAAUUGCAAUCAAAGAGAAUUUCAAACCUGCUACGCAUGUGACAAUUGUCGAACAUUAGAACAGGAUCAAGGUAGUCCUAGGUGUACCGACUACAAUUCCACAUGCUUUAUUGCAUAUGACCGUGGUUCCAAAGCAACAACCCGUGGUUGUUCGAAUGAUUUAGACAAGAACUUAUACGAGAAAAUUGUCUACGAAUGCUCAGAGCCCAAUUGUAAUGGUGAUGAAUUCCCAACGCACCGUCAGUGCUACCAGGACGCUAUUGAAGGCAAUGACUACUGCGAUUCACUAAAUGCAACAAGAUGUUUCACACAGGAUGGGUUGAAUCGCGGUUGCGACACGGAUCAAGGAUUCCAGGAUUGUAAAGAGUUUGAAAAUUGUGUGAUUUGCGAUUCGGACGGAUGUAAUUUUGAUGAGCCGGCAGCGGAAUGUGUGAUUUACACGAAUGCGGCAGAAUGCACGAAGAAAAAAUGUGAUCAAGAAACAUUCAACGUCGGGUGUUACAUGUAUCAUGGGCCUAACGGGACGCUUGUGAAAGGUUGCCUAAAUGAACUGGUGGAUGAGCAAACCGAGGAGUAUCAAGCUUGUACAAAUAAUGAAGAGUCUUGUCAGAAGUGUACCGGCUUGUACUGCAACGAGAUGCAUUGUUUGUCGUGCAACUCUCGAGACGGAGUGGAAUGCGUAGCAGGAGAAGGCAACAUCCAGUACGAAUUGUGUCCGAUGGAUGAAGACAAAUGUAGGAUGUUUGUCGACGACGAAGGCCACACGGUACGCGGAUGUUCCAGCAAGUUUGAGGAUCGUAUAUGUGAUGAUAAAUGUCAAGAAAACGGGGAGCCCGCAAGCAACGAUGAACUGUUUCCGAAAGAUGCGAUGAAAUGCUAUCAAUGUACCGAGGACUGCGAUGUCGUUGAUCGAGAGCAACUUAAUUAUUGCAGUCGGAAUAAUGUCUCGGGAUGCUAUUACAAGAUUGACGGUAGCGACACCACGAGUCGUGGAUGUCUGUCUGAAGAAGGACUAGAUUGCGGAAACGCUUGUAAUACAUGCACAGAAGACAAGUACAAAUGCAACAACAACGAUAUCUGUGCAACCUUGUGUUCCGAUGGAAUGUGCAAUGAGAUAUGUAGCAGUAAUAAGUCUGAUAAGAAGUGUUUCCGCUACCAAAACCAGGACAACGCGCCGCAGUUGGGAUGUAUUGAUAAAAUACCCGAAAUCUGUGAUAACGAUAAAGACCACUGUUUUCAAUGUGAGGAGAAUUUGUGCAAUGCAGAAGAACUUGCGGAGUGCUUCGAGUGUACAGAUUGUUUGACGGUGGACGAUGUGGAAACCAUACUUUGUGCGAAUCCCGCAGAUCAGUGCUUUACAGUUAGAAAGGAUAAAGGAGAAGUGAUUCGUGGUUGUACCAGUGACUAUAACGGGGAGGAACUCAAAGAUGACGAAAUUUGUCCAGGAGCUGCGUGUAAUUCGGAUAUUAUAGGCAAAUCAUGUUACCAAUGCAAAAAUUGCACCGAACUCCAAGACUUGUCACCAAAAGUCUGCAUUCAAUCUUUCAAAGGAUGCUACACUGUCCAAGAUCUCAAGGACCAAACCAUUGAUCGUGGUUGCGUAUCGGACUCUGGGUUCACCUCUUGCAAAGAAAACAUAAACUGCUUUAUUUGUGUCGACGAAGUCUGCAAUACUCACGAAGUUAAGCCCAAUCCGUUGUUGUGUUCUUCAUGUUUAGGAAAAAACUGCUCCAACUACACGCCAGCAGAGCAGUGUGGAAACAAUGAAGAUUUACUCAUUAAUCUCUGCGUAACUAUUUCCGUAGCCAACGUUACAUUGUUCAAAGGCUGUCUAAGUGACGGAAUUCCAGAAGACCUAGAAAUUUUUUGCUACACCCCUCAACAAUCUUGCGAGCUCUGUGACGAAGACUACUGCAAUACUCCCGAUCUGUCCUGUUUCAGUUGUUCAACUGAUAAAGACGGUAUUGAAUGUAUCACGAAUCCAAUCGAUUUAUCUUAUUGUAAAGCCAACGAAGUUUGUGUUACCUACAUGGACGACGCCGGGCAUCUAAACCGGGGAUGUUCCACUGAUCAGGAAGGUAUAUGCAUCGAAGGUCCACUUUGUAAGCAAUGUAAAGAUCACAAUUGCAACGUACAACUCCUACCUGAAAAUCGUAUCUCUUGUUACCAGUGCGACGGAGAUGGAUGUGAAGCAUCAAAGCUGCAGCCUUCCGACUCGAAACCAUGUCUAGUCUACGGCGAAGACCAAUUCUGUUACACAUACGCUCAAGACAAUAUCACGGUCACACGAGGUUGCUCUAAUGAUAAGUUAGCUCUCGUAUGCGAUAGCGAACCCUGUGUACCCUGCCACGAUAAACACUGCAAUAGCCAGGAUACGGUGCAAGCAAACCAACUUUCCUGCAUUCAAUGCCCGAGCAACAGUGCAUGUGAAGGGCAAGCAUUUGGCACAAUGUGUACAAAGGAACAACUUCUGGGUCGGUCAGAUCAGUGCUAUACGCUAUAUUUCAAAGACCUGAUAAUCGAAAAGGGUUGCUUAUCCGAGCUACCUAUCGACCAUUUAUAUUACGAGGACUGCUUGAUAGAAGAUCCUAGAUGCACAAUAUGUUCUGAAAACGAUUGCAACUUUGGAGCGGCAUUAUGCUAUAAGUGCAACUCAAACGAGGACAACGAUUGCUCCGAGCUGGUAUCUACUUCCCAAUAUCAAUUCGAAUGCCAAACGGAAUGCUUGACUCUAGUAGAUGCCCAUGGCUACACCAAACGAGGCUGCGUCGAAGAUUUCCCCGACGCAUGCGAAAAUAUUUCACAGUGCGACACCUGUCAAGGUAAACUGUGUAACGACAAAAUCCUCCCUGAACAUCGUCAGCGGUGUUACGUUUGCCAGGGUUCCAAACUCGAGUGCCUCAAUCCUAUUCCGGGGCUUGUCAAGGCAUGUGUGGUGUACACGCCCGACGACAAAUGCUACACGCGCUUUGAGAAUUCCACAUGGGUCGAGAGGGAUUGCUUAUCGAGCAUUGAGGAAGAAACGUGUGAAGAUGAGUGUGUUAAAUGUCCAAAUAUGGGUUGCAAUGACUACAAAGCGUACGAAUCGAAUUUGCUUUCGUGCGUUACCUGUGAAGGUGAAACAUGCCGCGGAAUAGUUGAUGGGCAGCAAUGCUCCAAGCAACUACUUCUCGGAAGACAAGAUUCUUGCUACGAAUACACGGAUGGGGAUAUGGUUUCAAAGGGCUGUCUCAGCGAUUUGGAUGAAGACAGUGAGAUUAAGGAGGAAUGCGUGAACAGUCUAGAAGGAUUGUGCAGGUUGUGCAGUCAUGAUGACUGUAAUGGAGAUAUUUUCAACUGUGUUUCGUGUGACUCUUCCACAAAUCCGGAAUGCGGUGAAUGGAUGAAACCUGUUUCACCGGACAUGUUGGUCAUAUGUGAAGGGCGCAGAUGUGUAAGCUACGUUGAUGAUAAAGGCUUUACGCAAAAAGGAUGCAGCACCGAAACAACUGCCUGCGUACAAGGCGAUGCUACCUGCUAUGAAUGCCACGAAUCCAUGUGUAACAAUGCAGCAUUUCCUGAGGACCGUAUCCUAUGCUAUCAGUGUGAAGAAUGCAACUAUCUAACACCAACCGAUCGACCAGUUGCUUGUUCGAAAUACAGUCCGGAUGAAUCCUGCUAUACGUACGUUAUUGGUGACUCUAUCUACCGAGGUUGCCUAAUGGACACGGUUCUUGAAUGCACCGAACGCUGUUUAACAUGCAAUAGCUCCAGUUGUAAUGAUCAUCCGUACGAAUUUAAUAGUUCGCUUUCCUGUAUUAAGUGCAGUGGUGCACGAGACUGCCAAGAAAAAUCAGAAACGGAGCUAUGUGUGGGAACACUUAAUCUAAGCAGCACAGAUCAAUGCUACAGCCUUUUGGUGAAUGAUGAAAUAAUUGAGAAAGGUUGUCAACGAGCUUUCCCUGAAUGUUCUGAUCUGGUAGAUUGUACACUCUGCAGCUGUGAUGGAUGCAACCUGUAUUCAACAGAUCCGGACAUCAUCAGCUGUAUUGAGUGCGAAGGAGAGGACUGUGGAAAUGAACUAGACGCCAGGGAGUUGUGCGAAGAUGUAGCUUGCAUAUCGUACGUUUCAAAAGAGGGAAUUGUAUCACGCGGUUGCCUAAGCGGCUUUGAAAACCUUUGUUCCAGUUAUGGAAACAAACAUGAAACUUGCUCUGAACCCGUUUGCAAUAAAAACAUCUUCCCAUCGGACAGAAUCAAGUGCUAUCGCUGCGACGACUGUGAGACGAUGCUUGGAAGUCCUGAAAUUUGUGCCAAAUACGUUGAAGGAGAUGGUUGCUUCACUGCUAUUUCAGAUGAUGGUUCAACAGUAUCUCGUGGAUGCAUAUCCGAACUAAAAACAAUUUGUACUGGAGCGUUAUGCACUCCCUGCUAUGAAACAGGUUGCAAUGGCGAAAAUCAACCCGAUCAAAGUACUACAGAAGCUCCGGGAAGUACAAGCACAUCAACUGAAGACAGUUCCAUAACAACCGAAGAGGGCAGUUCAACAAGCGAGGCAAGCACUUCAACAAACGACGCGAGCACUUCAACUGUCAACAGCGUAGAAACUACGACCACCACGUCAUCAUUGGCCUGCAUUAGGUGCAAGGAAUCAAUGGAUGUCACUUGUGCGUGGGGCUUCCAAUCGGACUCGGCCGAGCAGUGUCCUACGGAUAGUGAAACCGGAUGCUUCACGUGCAAACAGGAAGAUAAUAGCAUCGUUCGAGGUUGCUCAUCGGAACAGGGCCAAAAUACAUGCUCAGCUACAUCGAUUGAAGAGUGUGCCGAAGCAGGUUGUAACAACGAAAAUCAGCUCACUCAACAGUGUGCAAUCUGUGAAAGUAACUGUGACGGUCCCAAUGUAUCCUAUCGGGUGGAGAAAUGUGAAGGGAUCGUAGAGUACGCCAAUCGUGGCUGUUAUCUUAUUAGAAACGAGCGCAGAAUUGUUACCGAGCGAGGAUGCGUUUCAGAGCUUGAUGCCGAAAAGAAACAAAAUUCUAACCGAAAGCGCUUCAAGAAGCCUCGAUAUCCAGCGGUAGACGAGGCGUUAUACGUUUGGUUCCUGCAAAAACGGCAGCUAAACGUUCCUGUAAGCCACGAAAUGCUUCAAGUACAGGCUCAGAAGUUCUAUUCACAGAUGAUUGGGGAAGGUGAAUAUGGUAGCCGUGGUACAGAGGAAUUGCGAACAGAUGACGGAGCCAUAUUUUGCAAAUUUUUGCCACCCAAUACCACCGCUGUAAUCCAACCGAUGGAUCAGCAUGUUAUUCAGAUGGUGAAGGCUCGUUACAAGAAGAUCAUGACAAACGAGAUUCUUGGAAGAGGUGAUGAUUUUCACGAUAACGUCAAACGCAUCAACAUCAAAGAUGCCAUGUAUUGGAUUGCCCAAGCAUGGGAAGCUGUUCCGGAAUCUGCCAUUCAGAAGUCCUGGAAAAUAUUGCAUACGGAAACACCGGGUGAUGAUGAGGACGACUUGCCAUUGUCCGUAUUGCAAGAAAGGCUGAGGAACAUAAUGAAUAAUAUUAAUUAG